This is a messenger RNA of Brassica rapa (field mustard), 2735 nucleotides long. RefSeq names its product pentatricopeptide repeat-containing protein At5g61370, mitochondrial. The record is from RefSeq and is a predicted model, not a curated record. Gene Ontology annotation, molecular function: mRNA binding; protein binding. NCBI's taxonomy places the organism in Eukaryota, Viridiplantae, Streptophyta, Magnoliopsida, Brassicales, Brassicaceae. Gene Ontology annotation, cellular component: mitochondrion.
UGUAUAGUGGAUGCAAUUUCCCAAUAUUAAUAUUAAUAUUCAAACACUAAGUCAAAAUUCGUAGUCUAAUAUGAUAUUUUUCUUUAAACGGUACCGCAUCCAUUUUGUUAUUUUCAUAAUCCAGGCCAUAUAGUUUUACAUGACCAACAAAAAUGGAUGGAAUGUGUACACUAGAAAAGUUCUGUUUUUUUUGGACAAACCUAGAAAACUUGUGUUAAUGGAAUGAUAUAUGGGUAUCUCAUAUUUUUUGGAUUUAUAUUGAUAAAUGUGAUAUUCUUGACAGAAAAAAAAAACAUAGUGUCAGGGUAAAAAAUAUGUUAUCCUAUUAGUGGUUGGGUGAAGCAAAUUGUUUAGUUGUCAUAAUCAUAAAAAUAGUUAAUUUAAGUAGCUAAACUUUUGUAGUAAGUAGUCGACGUGCUUAUAAUAUUUUUGUAUUCCGACUGGCUCUAUAUAGACGCGAAUCUGGUUCGCCCAAGUGGACCAAUGCGGGAUAGAAAAGCAUAACAUAUAUCAAGUUUAUUCGCCGCAAGACACGUCUCGAACCGGUUCAACUUUCAUUACGUUUUCGCCAUCGACCAUUGACCAAUUAUAUGAUUUUAAUUAUUCGAAACUCGAAAGUUAUAAAUGGUUGCUUGCAGCAAGAAGAUAUCGGGAGAUUCAAUUUAUCCAUAACAAAAUAGUAUUUAUCACGUGUCGGGGUAAUCAAUCCGGUUAGCAUUUUUCCUGGAACUACCGUCUCCCAAUUAUCGGUUUAAUCCGGUUUGAUUACGGUGUUGUACUCGACUUAUCUGUCUAUUUGUAUUACAGCCAGUCGCUAGUGUUCUGCAAAAAAGGCUGGUCUUGUAAUAGAAUCUGAUUGUCGUGUUCCUUUGGAGAAUUUACACCGAAGCUGUGAUUGCUCUGAGAAACGUGUAUCUUCGGGGAGCAUUUUCACAACCCUUUCAAUGAUUAGUCAUCUCUAGAAGUCUGAAGGAGCAAGUGCAGACCAACUGUUUGAUGAAAUUCCUCAUAGAACAAUGAUUUCGUUAGUCAGAUCAAAGGGGUUAGCGUUUCUAACGAAUACUACAAAACUGACGCGCUGUUUAUGCUCUAAUCACUUGGUAGACCAUGCAUCGACGGAGUUGCAGGAAGUUAUUCGGAUUGUUUCUUCCCACAUUGGUGGUCUUGAUGAACUUGAAGAACACUUGAACAAGGUUUCGGUUUCUCCAUCACCCAACUUCGUUACCCAAGUGAUUGACUCCUGUAAGAACGAGACUUCACCGAGAAGGCUUUUGAGAUUCUUCUCCUGGUCUUGUAAACACCUUGGUUCCAGUUUACAGGACAAGGAAUUCAACCAUGUCCUAAGAGUUUUGUCUGAGAAGAAGGACUACACAGCUAUUCAGAUACUCUUAUCAGAUCUCAGGAAGGAGAAUAGGGCCAUGGAUAAGCAGACGUUUAGCCUCGUUGCUGAAACUCUGGUUAAGAUUGGCAAAGAAGAAGAUGCAAUAGGUAUUUUCAAGAUCUUGGACAAGUUCUCUUGCCCGCAAGAUAGCUUCACAGUGACGACUAUUAUAAGCGCGCUUUGCUCAAAAGGACAUGUGAAGAGAGCAUUGGGAGUGAUGCACCAUCACAAGGACUUGGUAUCCGGUAACGAAUUGUCUGUGUACAGAAGUCUUUUAUUCGGCUGGUCGGUCCAAAGAAACGUGAAGGAGGCAAGAAGAGUUAUACAAGAUAUGAAAUCAGCAGGGGUUAGUCCGGAUUUGUUCUGCUACAACACAAUGCUUACAUGCUUAUGCGAAAGAAACGUGACUCGAAACCCUUCUGGUCUUGUCCCUGAGGCUUUGAACAUUAUGUUGGAGAUGAGGUCUUACAAAGUCCAACCUACGUCUCUUAGUUACAACAUAUUGCUUUCUUGCUUGGGAAGGACGAGGAGGGUGAAAGAGUCUUGCCAAAUUCUAGAACAGAUGAAGAGAUCGGGGUGUGAACCCGAUACAGCUAGCUAUUACUUCGUUGUGAGGGUUCUGUAUUUGACAGGGAGGUUUGGUAAAGGCAACCAAACGGUGGAUGAGAUGAUCGAGAGAGGGCUGAGACCCGAACGCAAGUUCUAUUAUGAUCUGAUUGGAGUUCUUUGUGGUGUGAAGCGGGUGAAUUUCGCGCUCCAACUGUUUGAGAAGAUGAAGAGAAGCUCUGUGGGUGGUUAUGGUCAGGUUUAUGAUCUGCUCAUACCAAAACUAUGUAAAGGAGGAGACUUUGAGAAAGGAAGAGAGCUUUGGGAAGAGGCAAUGUCACUCGGUGUUACGCUUAGUUGCUCCAUCGAGCUGCUUGAUCCUUGUGUCACAGAGGUUUUCAAACCCAUGAAGAAGAAAGAAGAGGCUGCAUUGGUGGAUCCUCGUGCACUCAGCUUAAAGAUUCGUCCUAAGAUGGAUAAAGCCAAGCCGAAAGUGAAACCAAAACCGAAACGCAGGAGCAAGACGAAGAAGAACAUAUGAUGUAUGUGUAUCACAAGAUAAAAACUCAGAUGAGCUUCGGUUUCUCCUCGUCGGCGAGCUCGGUUACGCAUCCACCACCAGAUUACGACGACAAUGACUGGAUAAAACGACCGGAGAGUCUCCGAGAAGGAACAUAGGCACGACACCAUUGUCCGGAACCUUGGCAAUACUCGCGCGAGAAGGAGCUUCCACCAACGUUGGAUGAUACUAGUCUCGAAUGCUGAGUAGUGACUCAAGAACGUCCAUCGAGACGGCGGAGAUUUUCCG